CCAUGUCUCUCUGUCCAUUUCUGUGCCUUUGGUGGAGCGUAGGAGGAUUUCUGGGUAUGGGAGUGUGCCCAUGUCGCCUCCGGAGAAGGAGUUGAAGAGGAUGGCACCUGUGCAGAGGAUCGUGAGGUCGAAUUCCUACACAUUGGAGACUCCAAGUCCGCAUCUUGCUGACCUGCUGAAGAAGAGUUCAGCAAGAAGAAACUGAAAAAGCAACAGAGAUUUAAGGAAUUGGAAGCUGAGCGUGAGACGGAGAAGAACAAAUGGUUGGCUUUUACGACAAAAAGCGCCAUUUGGAUGCAUGUAUACGUGAGAAAAAUGUUGAUAUCAAGCGAUCACGGGAGCUACAAGGUUUCUUAGACAAUAUUAAGAGAGGUCAAGAACAAGUACUUGGGGAUCUAUCAAUGACCUUAUGUGAUCCCUAUUCCAUCAACUUCUUAGCAACAUCUGCAAUCAAAAUUCUACAGCACCUUAUUAACAAUGAGGGUUUGGCCAGAGAUAAUACCAUUUUAAUUCUCUUACUGAGAAUCCUUGCCCUAGGACUUAGUGCAUGGGUCAUGAUCGAUUCCCAGGAAUUUAAGGAGCCAAAAUUAGAUAGCCAGGUUGUGACAAAAUUCUUACCAGCUCUCAUGUCUCUGAUAGUGGAUGAUCAGGUACGACAUUUAACAGCUCGUCUUCCCCCAGACGAGCGCGAAAGUGCUAUUACAACAAUUGAACACUCUGGUCCAGCUCCAGAUGCUGUGGAAGCGUAUAUACAAGAGAGUACAGUGGCAUCUAUAUUAGGAUGAUCGAGCAUAUGAAGAUCCCUUUCUUCAUUCUCUUAUUGCCCUACUAAUUCCAAUGGCUGA
This is a messenger RNA of Phlebotomus papatasi, 845 nucleotides long. RefSeq names its product negative elongation factor B-like. Gene Ontology annotation, biological process: negative regulation of transcription elongation by RNA polymerase II. The transcript is spliced from 3 exons. Gene Ontology annotation, cellular component: NELF complex; nucleus. The coding region runs from base 261 to 785 and encodes 174 amino acids. NCBI's taxonomy places the organism in Eukaryota, Metazoa, Arthropoda, Insecta, Diptera, Psychodidae. The record is from RefSeq and is a predicted model, not a curated record.